UCAUGUCAUCUGAGACAUUUAAUUGGACCCGAGCCGCCACAGGGGGACAGCGGACGGCAUUCCUCCACUGCCUUCGCCCUGUUGUGUUGCUCUCCGACGCGUGGCUGCAGUCCGUGGAUAACAUGCCCACGCAAACUUGAGCUGCCGGAGUUCAUCUGACUGACACUAGUGUAGCGGACGCCUCGACUAUACGGUGGAAAACUUCUGAAGACAGAACAAUAUAGCUGGAGUCUAAAGAGGGAAGUGGGGGCCAGCUCUUGGAGAGACACUUGUGCCAUCUUUGGUGGAUUUGCGCAGGGGCGCAACGGCUGAGAGACGACCUGCGCUUUUUCUGAAGAGACCUCAGCAGUGGUCCGACGGGGAGCAAACAACAGCCAGCAUUUGGGACAUACACUGCAACCUGAUUUUAAACUUCAUCAAUCAUACAGAAUUUCCUGGGUCGGGUUCGUAGUUGCUUCAGCUCUGUUUUGUGCCUGUGGCCUCAUGAAGGGAUAAAUGAUCACCUCAACCAGAAGAGUGUCUCCUGAUAAAUCUGAAGUUAGAAUCGCCUUCAGCCUCGACGACACAUCAGACAACACAAAGUCUUCUUUAGAAAAUGAUGUAAAAGAUGUGGAGGACCUCUCUCAAACUUUCCCGGACCUUGAACAGCGAUUGCAGCCAGUGCCCCCCUGUGUGUCUCUGAGAGAGAGCGUUCAGGUGUACAAGGAACACUGCAGGAUGGCGAGAGAGUUCCACCAGGUCAAACAUGAGAUCGCCGUGCUUGAGGACCGCAAGCGGAAGUUGCUGGCAGAGCUGGUGGAGGAUGAGAAGGUUGCCAUGGAGAUCGCCCGUCUAGAGGAGGAGUUUCGGCGUCUAACGGAGGAGAACCGCAACUUGGUGACUGUCCACAACGAGCGUGCUCAGCAGCUGGAGAGGCUCUGCCUGACUGACCAAAGGAGGCAGGACUCCUCAUGACCUCUGACCUCCACAGAACCUGAGACCCUCCAGACAUCCAGCUGACACCAGGCCAGGAAACCAACCAGAAAUAAAGGCCCGGCUAGUGCUCAUUCUACACAACUACCAUCUGUGAAUCAGCUAUUUACACAGAACGGCACCGUGUUUAUUCAUGUCUGAGUCAUUUGUUUGAACUGCAGAUGUACUGUCAUCAUCAGUGUGAAGUUGUUACAGUGAUUGUAUCAAGCUCUGACACAAGGCCGUUUUUCUGAGUACUGUUUUGUUAUUAUGUGAUGUUGCAGAUCCUUGCUGGUCGCUAUUAGUAUACCUCACACAGUUUAUAAUUAUACAGUGUCAGCUGCUGUGAAUGUGACCAGAUAUUCUGAUAUCUGUCUCAGGUCCUGUGGAGACUCGGAUCUUUUUACCUGAGGUCUGUGGAGGGAGCCAAAGGUGAUACGAUGUGGUCCAAAUGUUGUAUUUUGAGGAGUGUUUCCCCUCCCUCUCCUUCUUCUUCUCCCUCUCCCUCUCCCCCACCCCAAUACUUGCUUGUCAAGUUCCUGUUACGCUAAAAAGGAAAUGAGACGAGUGUUGAGCACAGUGUUAGGGAUCGGGGGGAAUGAAAGCCAUUUUGUGAGGAACAGCAAAGAAACAAGGGUGGCAAGGGCGUUUUCAAAAUGAGUAUCUGCUGCAACUCAACACUGUUAAGAGUUGUACAUUUUUUGAUGUAGCAUAUCUCACCUGCAGAAGGGGAAGUAUACAACAAGAAACCGUUGCUUAUCGUCCUCGUCUAAUAAUAAAAUGCGUUUUAUUUUAA
Molecule: messenger RNA, 1747 nt
Organism: Lates calcarifer (barramundi perch)
Lineage: Eukaryota; Metazoa; Chordata; Actinopteri; Centropomidae
Gene: map3k7cl
Product: map3k7 C-terminal like
Exons: 6
Coding region: 496-954 (152 amino acids)
Cellular component (GO): cytosol; nucleus
Source: RefSeq, a predicted model, not a curated record